GCCUCUCGUUCAGUGGUUAAUGCGGAGCCGUGACGUCAUCGGAGCCUCUCUCUCACCGCCUUCCUGCUGCAUCAUCACAGCCGCCCGUCGCCCGGAGUCGCCCUCCUGUUAUUUGCAGUGACCAGGAGACGGAAUAAUCGGAGCUAAUUACCAUAAUAACAAGCGUAACAUUCAUACCAGUGUCAUCGCUGCAACAGAAACGCAUUUCGGUAGAAAUUGCCCUCGGAAACCGCUGGGAGAUGGCCAGGCAAGAACAGGUCCUGCUUCUAGAGCCACAGCACGAACUGAAAUUCCGAGGUCCGUUCACAGAUGUCGUCACGACCACCCUGAAGCUGGCCAACCCGACCGACAGGAACGUGUGUUUUAAAGUGAAGACGACCGCUCCACGCCGGUACUGCGUGCGGCCGAACAGUGGCGUCAUCGACGCGGGAACCUCAAUCAAUGUCUCCGUUAUGCUGCAGCCGUUUGACUACGAUCCCAGUGAGAAGAGCAAACACAAGUUCAUGGUGCAGUCCCUGCUGGCUCCUCCCGAGAUGACGGACAUGGAGGGAGUGUGGAAAGAAGCGAAGCCAGAGGACCUGAUGGAUUCCAAGCUGAGGUGUAUGUUUGAGAUGCCUGCGGAGAACGAUAAAGCGCACGACAUGGACUCCAACAAAGUCCUGUCCUCCAGCCUCCUAAAGUCCGAGUCUUCCACACUGUCCAUGAAGUCCAUGGGCUCCUCGCUGGACGACAGUGAGGUGAAGAAGAUCAUGGAGGAGUGCAAGAGGUUGCAGAUGGAGGUUCAGCGACUACGGGAGGAGAACAGACAGAUCAGGGAAGAAGAUGGCCUCCGGAUGAGGAAGACGGCAGCCAUGUCCACCCAGCACUCCUCCCCCUCCUCCGCUGCAGCCCGGGAGGAGAGUGCCAGCCCCCGCAUGCUCGCCCUCAUUCUGCUCUUCUUCAUCUUCGGAGUCAUCAUCGGGAAGCUCGUCUUGUAGAGGACGGAGUCCGCCGCAUGCUUUCAGGGUGAAACGAAAUGAAACGAAAACAAAAAAAAAAACGGAUCUGGAGAUUUUGAGCAGAAUGCCAUAUCACUGGGGUAGUUCUGCGACGUUAACGGAUGUAAAAUACAUU
Conger conger (European conger) is the source of this 1113-nucleotide messenger RNA. It is a transcript of the gene vapb, whose product is annotated as VAMP (vesicle-associated membrane protein)-associated protein B and C. The record is from RefSeq and is a predicted model, not a curated record. The transcript is spliced from 6 exons. Gene Ontology annotation, biological process: endoplasmic reticulum membrane organization. NCBI's taxonomy places the organism in Eukaryota, Metazoa, Chordata, Actinopteri, Anguilliformes, Congridae. Gene Ontology annotation, molecular function: FFAT motif binding. Bases 240 to 977 code for a protein of 245 amino acids. Gene Ontology annotation, cellular component: endoplasmic reticulum membrane; plasma membrane.